This is a messenger RNA of Maudiozyma barnettii, 864 nucleotides long. It is a transcript of the gene EAT1, whose product is annotated as putative hydrolase. The coding region runs from base 1 to 864 and encodes 287 amino acids. The transcript has a single exon. The record is from RefSeq and is a predicted model, not a curated record. NCBI's taxonomy places the organism in Eukaryota, Fungi, Ascomycota, Saccharomycetes, Saccharomycetales, Saccharomycetaceae. Gene Ontology annotation, cellular component: mitochondrion.
AUGUCCAAGAAACUGCCCACUAAAGAGGUAGUUGAUCUAUUUUUCACCCAUAUAAAACCUCAAUUGCCAGGUCCCCAUAAACCUGUCUUGAUUAAUAUUCAUGGAUUUCUAGGAUCUAAAGUGACAUUCCAUUCAGUCAAUCGAUCUAUAUCACCUCAUCUUAAUACCGACAUAUUUACUGUGGAUAUUCGAGAUCAUGGUGAUUCACCACAGGCACAUCCAAUGACGUAUCCAGCUUUCACUAAAGAUAUGUUGCAUUUUAUUGAUACAAAAGUUCCCAAGGGUCGGCCCAUUGAUUUUGUUGGUUAUUCUAUGGGAGGUAGAAUUGCAAUGAUGUUAGCUCUAAACAAAUCUUUGAAGGACCGAGUGCGUAGAGUGGUUGCCAUAGAUGUUCCGCCUUAUACAACUCCUACGUUACCUGUUGAAUUGAAUAACAAUUGGAAAUUGAUUAACGAAAUUGCAUCUGGGCAACUCCGAAUCAAAAGAGGUGGAAUUCAAUGGAGAAAUAAAUGCAUUGACUUAUUAGGGAUAUAUUUCGGUGGUGGAUUUCUACGUCAGGAGUGUAAUUAUGUGUCUAAGAAUAAUAAAUUAAUUGAGUAUUAUUUACCAGUUCAAGAAUUUCCCAAUGUUGUUGAAGAUAUGAAAAAAUGGGAAAUAACUAACGAUAUGGAUGCAAGUAAUGGAUCAGUGGAAUUACUAGUACAAAGAGGAUUGAAAUCAUGCAUGGUGGAUAGUGACUAUAAUCUUAUUCGCAAAGUGUUUCCAAAUGCUCAAGUGCAAGAGUUUAAUACUUCACACAAUCUAAUCUUUGAAGAGUACGACAGAUGUGUUGAAAGUAUUAUUAACUUUUUAAAGUCUGAAUAA